Molecule: messenger RNA, 1093 nt
Organism: Boleophthalmus pectinirostris (great blue-spotted mudskipper)
Lineage: Eukaryota; Metazoa; Chordata; Actinopteri; Gobiiformes; Gobiidae
Gene: gtf3ab
Product: general transcription factor IIIA, b
Exons: 9
Coding region: 114-1007 (297 amino acids)
Cellular component (GO): nucleus
Source: RefSeq, a predicted model, not a curated record
GGCUGCUCUCUGUGGGUCCAGAAGUGUCCUACAUCCUUGUUUCUGUAACUCCUGCACAUCCAGAGUUUAAUUGAUUGUGACCAUAACAACACAUCUGACAUCUAUUAUUAAAGAUGGGGGAGAGGUUGCAGAGUAAAAAAAGUUUUGUUUGCUCUUUUGUUCAGUGUAAGGCUGCGUUUAGUAAGUCAUGGAAGCUACAGGCCCACCUCUGCAAGCAUACUGGAUUGAAACCUUUCUCUUGCGACAACUGUGACAAGAGCUUCUGCACCCGCUAUCAGCUCACUAGACAUGAAUUGACUCAUAGUGGGGAGAAACCACACAAGUGUGUUGUUGAGGGCUGCUCUGAGGCCUUUGUCACCAAUGCCAGCCUCAAGAAUCACAUGUCCAGAUUUCACAACAAAGAGAAAAGAUACAAAUGUAACCAUCAGGGCUGUGAAAAAGACUUUAAUAAGAGGAAUCGGCUUGCUGCUCAUAUUUUUGUGCACACCAAAGCGCUGCCUUUUCAUUGCAAAAUUUCUGGCUGCACAAAAGAAUUCCCCUCUCACGGUAAACUAAAGCAUCAUGAGAAAAUGCAUAACGGUUAUCCUUGUGAAGAGGAAGCAUGUCUCUUCAAAGGAAACACAUGGACAGAGUACCUGAAGCACAGAAAAGCACAUAAAGUCAAGUUGCCAUGUGCGCAGUGCAAAAAGCAAUUUGGUAAUGCAUGGUUCUUGAACCUGCACAUACGGCAUGUCCACUCUGGGGAGAAAAGGAUGUUUCUUUGUCCCAAAGAUGGAUGUGACAAAAAGUUCAGUGGGCGCUUUCACCUGGAGAGUCAUGUCCUGGGGUUCCAUGAGGGCCUCAAGGCCUUCACCUGUGCUGUUGCUGGAUGUGAGAAGAGCUUUGCCAUGAAGGAAAGCCUAUGGCGACAUGGCAUAGUACAUGAGCCGUCAAAGAAGCUGAAGAAGCCAUUGAAGGAAGCAAACAAGCUUGCAGCAAAGUUUGCAAAAACAAAUCUAAACAAGUAGAAAAGAGUGGCCGCACAUUUAUCAACAUUUUUGUUCCUUAAUAUUUGUUUUGUCACUGGGCUAUAUAAUAAAGCCUCAUUCUCCUG